Molecule: messenger RNA, 951 nt
Organism: Cyphellophora europaea CBS 101466
Lineage: Eukaryota; Fungi; Ascomycota; Eurotiomycetes; Chaetothyriales; Cyphellophoraceae
Exons: 1
Coding region: 1-951 (316 amino acids)
Molecular function (GO): nickel cation binding
Source: RefSeq, a predicted model, not a curated record
AUGGCCCUGCCGCGGUCUCCAUUUGCAACCGCUCCUCAACCGCCGGGAACAGGCGAGAUUCUCCUAGGCCUGCUGCCCCCGGACAGACAAAGCCUCAAGACCAUCAACUUUCAGUAUCCACUCAAGCUUAUAGCUCCAGAUCCGCACCGAUCGGCUGAUGAGAAGCACGUGACCAUCGUCUUCCUUCUCACUUAUGGCGGCGGAUUGGUUGGAGGCGAUCGAAUACAGCUGAAAGUGGAACUCGAGGAUCAUGCACGUCUGGUCCUUUUGACUCAAGGCAGUACCAAGAUCUUCAAGUCUCCGACAAGGGCCAGUAUCACGGGUCAGGUCUUAGACAUCAAGAUUGGGUCGGGAGCGGCUCUUUGCUAUCUUCCGGAUCCUACGCAGCCCUUCGCGGAAAGUGUCUACGAGCAGAAGCAGACCUUUUAUGUCGACGACUCUGGGAAGAGCAACUUGCUAAUGCUGGAUUGGGUCAGUGAAGGUCGCAAAGCACGCGGCGAGAGCUGGAGCUUGUGGGGUUGGAAAGGUCGCAAUGAAGUCAGGGCGUUCGACGAAAAGUCCAAAGGUAGACUUCUACUGAGAGAUGCAGUCACGCUGACAGAUGGCACUCUUGGUGGUGUCGGCCUCACCCAUAAAACCAACGAUCUCGGCAUAUUCGGCACGCUCAUCAUUUAUGGUCCGCUGUUUGCAAAUCUCGGGAAAUUCUUUAUGGAAUCUUUCAAGAGCCAACCUCGUAUUGGUGCCAAAGACUUUACUGAUGAUGGCAAGCCCGACCACAAGCACAAGGAUAAUGGACUUCUAUGGACGGCCGCAAAUAUUCGAGGCUUUGUCUUGGUGAAGUUUGGAGCUGCCGAUCUUGAUGUUGCCCGACAAUGGCUCGGAAAUCUGCUCAAGCUGGAAGGAACCGUCGAACGACACUUCGGUCACCAGGCAUUGCUUUGCUUGCGUUAG